GCAUUACUGUAGCGACGAGGGAAUGGAUAAGGCCCCGAGCGCUCCUUUCCUCUCGUCUCCCACAGCGACCAAACCUAACCCACGCCUCCUCUCCUGCCACCGCCACCUCCUCCUCGCGACCCCGCCUCCUCCCCUGGCGCCGCCGCCUCCUGGGCCUCGCCCUCACCGGCUCCCAGCGACCCGCCCUCCUCCCCUGCUGCCGCCUCCAGCCCAAUCCCCUCACAGGCUUCCUCUUUCCCUACACUCCCCCGAUGCCACCACUUGUGCUUGGCAGAAGGAGUGGCUGCGAUGAUGGCAGAUGCGUGAGGAGGACGAGGAGGAGGCCGUGGUCAUGGCGGCGCGACGGAUAUCAUGUUCGGGCGGCGUAGUUGGUCGAGGCAGAGGUGCCAGCGCGCAGGGUCGCAGUCGAGCUCGCCAUCUCAUUCCCCAUCUCUUCUCGUUGCACGUCCCCCUCUUUCUAAUCCCCUUCCUCUCCACAAGUUAUCUUUUUAUUUUCUGAAAUAUGUAUGUUUGCUCAUUCGGCGUCCAUGGAUGCUAGAGAUGGAGGCCUUGAUAGGAGGAGCUUGAGCCGAGGAGCGCGCCCUCGAUCCGGGCUCAGCAGGGGGAGGGGAGAAGCAGCCACGCCGGCCUCGUCGCAAUGCGUGCAGCAAGCUGAAGGCGCGGCAAGAGCGGCGGUCAAGACCACCGUCACGGCUUCCGGGGACCACGGUCGAGGAGAACCAAUCCUAGACAGCGAUGUGUCUGCAUUUCUCCCAAGCAAAGGAAACGGGAAGUUCCUUAAGAAAUUUGUUGGCCAUGUGAAUGUGUGGGCGGCAAGGAAGGAGGAUAAGAUCAAAGUGAAGGACGAGUACAACAAUUAUAGGGAUAGGUCUGCCUAUAUGUUCCUGUUGUUUCCAUCCACUCUCCUCUUACUAAGAUGGUGGGUGUGGGAUGGGUGCCUUCCAGCAUUGACAGUUCAGGUGUACCAGGCUUGGUUAUUAUUCCUCUACACAAGUUUUGCUUUGGAGGAGAAUGUGUUGCUUGUAAAUGGAAGAGAUAUCCGUCCUUGGUGCACGCUUAAAAUGCAGAGUUGUUACAUGCUUGAACCAUCCAGGGCAUCGAAGUUCAGUCAAACCAUCAAGGGGCUAUUAGCGAACACUCAUGUUCCAGGAACCAUGUUUUAUGAAAGAAUAUUUUUAGGUUUGUAUUACAGAACUUAACAGGAUUCAAGAAACAGUUGGCCCUUUUUUAUGGAGUAUCAGUCUUGAUGUUAAUAACCUGGGUGCAUUUGCAAUACAACUUUGGGCAAUUAGCAAUAUUGUUUCUAUGGAUGUCCAAAAAUCAGUUUCAUGUAGCUUGGCAAAGAAACUUUGAAUCAUGAAUAUUUUAGCAAAUGCAGUAAAUGUUUCCAUAUU
Molecule: messenger RNA, 1394 nt
Organism: Triticum urartu
Lineage: Eukaryota; Viridiplantae; Streptophyta; Magnoliopsida; Poales; Poaceae
Cellular component (GO): membrane
Source: RefSeq, a predicted model, not a curated record